Molecule: messenger RNA, 477 nt
Organism: Aspergillus vadensis CBS 113365
Lineage: Eukaryota; Fungi; Ascomycota; Eurotiomycetes; Eurotiales; Aspergillaceae
Exons: 1
Coding region: 1-477 (158 amino acids)
Source: RefSeq, a predicted model, not a curated record
AUGCCGGGCGUCUCCAACGCCUUGUGCACCCAAAUUUCCAAAGGUGUGACAACGAGCCCGGUGGAGCCCCUGGGCCGACUCAUGUCCGGAAGACAGCCACCCCAUGAGGGAGGCAAACCGAGAAACCCUGAGAUCGGACUUCUCUGCGAGGCAACAAUGUCCGGGCCAACCAGGACGAGAUCAGUUGAGUCGGCGCCUGGAGACCAUCAGAUGCCAAGAUGGGCCAACGAUCCAUGCGUGCACAACGACCAGGGAGAGGAGAUUCUUGUCGCGCUGCAUGGCUCAAGCUGCCCAGAAUGCCAGCAUGUCCCCGGGUUACUCGGUAGUCAGCGGAGAAUUGAUUCCGUGCGAGUGAUGAGCGGCACGGACGAGGCCUGGUCAACUACUAGCCAAGUGGAUGCCAAUGUGGGCAGACCAGCUGUGACCCAAAAAAAAGAGCUGAGCAGCGCCAGCGACCGCACAACAAAUCAGCUUUGA